Molecule: messenger RNA, 1755 nt
Organism: Pipistrellus nathusii (Nathusius's pipistrelle)
Lineage: Eukaryota; Metazoa; Chordata; Mammalia; Chiroptera; Vespertilionidae
Source: the annotation of a GenBank genome assembly
AUGGAAGUGUGUCCUUACUGUAAGAAGCCAUUUAAACGAUUAAAAUCCCAUUUGCCGCACUGUAAGAUGAUAAAACUAGCUAUAUCUGCCGGUCAAGAUGUUUGUCAAUCUGAGCAGGCUACACUCCCACAUGCUAAGAAAAGGAAAAGUCCAAUCAAAGACUUCACUAAAGCUAAAGAGAGAGAGUUGGGGACAAAGAGUGAGAAAAAAAAUAGUAUGUUGAUGAAGAACAAAACGGAACAGACUGCUGAGCGCUUUCCACUUCCAGCUAUCCGUUUGGAAAGAACAGGUGAUACAAAGGCAAGUGAUGAUGACACCAAGAAUCAAAUUCAACUCUCCCUCAAAAUGGUGAAAAAUCCUGAACCAAAGAUUACUUUGAAGGAAGACGCUAAGGCUCAGUUUUAUGCAUUAAAGAACGCUUCUCCUAAAAGGGAGCUUGCGAAAGAUUUGCCUCAAUUAGGGGAAAGCAGAAGUUAUCCUUCACCAACGAAAGCAUCUGUACCUUUUGGCCCAGUGGAACCUUCUUUGUCAAAUCAAGAUAGAAAAUAUUCUCCAGCCUUACCUAAUGAUGCACAAGCCACUUCUACUAAGUCAAACUUGGACACAAUUGAUCCCUCAAAACAGAAGUUUGUAAUAAAAUUACAAGAUACGCCUACUGGUAAUAAUCAUAGUUCUCCCGUGAAUCUCAAUUAUGGAGAUAAAAGAGAAAGAACGUCGUAUUCGAGUGGUGAGCGAGAUUCCAAGACCAAGGACCGCCUCUCAGAACUGUACAUUGAUGUUAGAGACGCUGCGAAGGAGAAAAAGAACAUGGAAUCACAAAUUCUAGAUUUUCAAGUCAGCGCUUUAGAUAAAGUCCAAGUCAAGGAGAACCCAGGAAAAGGACUUGACCUUGGAGUAGAGGCAUGUGGGAGCAGAGGACACACAAAGGAAAGUGUCUCUGUGAUGGAAAUGCAGGAGUGCCCUUCCAGGAGCCACAGCUCUAAGCACCUCACUAUGGAUGCGCCAACCACAGAGAAGAAAUCUGGAGGGGAAGGUCCCCAUUUAGAUUUGUUCACGCCAACGCAGACGACGUGCAAUGAGUUAAUUUCUGUAUCAGAGCCAUGUAAUCAAAGUCUCGCCUCUCUGGCUAUAAAAUUUCUACCAGAAGAGAAAGCAGAAGCCUGCGAUCCUAAUCCAGCCCCUGAUGGCAAGGCAUUGAUGGGAAGUGAGGGGCAAGCCUUUCUGGAGCCCAGAUCUGGCUGUGGGCCCCCAGCCUUAUACCCAGAGUGCCAGCGGUCUUUACCUGCAACCCAGCAUUGGAUUUCUAAAACUCUCUUCACCGGGCAGGUGGCAAUUGCCGGACAGGUGGCAAUUGCCGACAGGAAGACCCUUCCUGGCUCCUUGGGGUUGGAGUGGUUUCCAGAACUCUAUUCCGGUUACCUUGGACUAGGCGUGUUGCCAGGAAAGCCUCAGUAUUGGAAUUCAAUGGCCCAGAAGCCUCAGCUUAUCAGUCCCCAGGGGGAAAGAGUGUCGCAAGUUCCUUUGUUGGAAAGAAGUUCGACUGCUCUGUGGAGUUGGGAACCCCCGGCCAGGCUUACCACCUCCAACGUCGCUCUAAUGCGGCUCUUGGGAGCUGUGCACAAAGGCUGGAUCAAGUGCAGCACCACCGUGAAGAGUGGAGUUGGUGGCGUCACAAUGCUCUUCACUGGAUACUUCCUUCUUUGUUGUACCUGGAGCUUCAAGCAUCUGAAGCUUGGCUGGCGGAAGCAACGCUGA